UCCUCACCUACAGAGAAAGUUUUUUUUCUGCUGUCGAUUACUGAUUCACUCAGUCCAGGGAAGGGCUGCUUUCCAGUUUGGUUUGAAUGCCAGUCCUCUAAUCAGCUGGAGAAAAGGAGUCACUUAUAUAAGCCAAGGGAAAGGAAAUGCUUCUGCGAUACAGCUCACAUGAAUAGCUAGAACUGAGCACUGGUUGACUUCUGAGUCCAGCUUCUGCAUCUUCUCACCCUCUUUCUUUAGGGGUCUGUUGACUGUGAGAAGUGACAAUCUGGGAGGCUUUCCUCUUCUUACUGGUCUUUCUUUUUCAAGGCAGUUGGUGAAGUCAAGUGGAAGGCAUGACCCCCUCCUCAGACAAAGACCUCAACGGGCUAGAUAACCCUGGCUUCGUGGGUGAAGAUGGGAGCCACUACUGCUCCUUUCCAGAUAGAGCUACCCGGGGCCCAGAGGAAGGGGGGGUCAUGGCCCGAGGCAGCAGCAAGCUUGCUUACAUCAUCACGGAUGUGCCCCCCUGGUACCUGUGCAUCCUGCUGGGCAUUCAGCAUUUCCUGACAGCCAUGGGAGGUCUUGUAGCCAUCCCGCUGAUCCUCUCCAAAGAGCUUUGCCUCCAGCAUGACCUCCUCACCCAGAGCCACCUGAUCAGCACCAUCUUCUUUGUCUCGGGGAUUUGCACCCUGCUGCAAGUCCUCUUUGGAGUCAGGUUGCCUAUUAUUCAAGGAGGUACGUUUGCGUUUCUGACCCCUACCUUGGCCAUGCUGUCUCUCCCCAAGUGGAAGUGCCCUGCCUGGACGCAGAAUGCCACCCUGGUGAAUGCCACUUCACCAGAGUUCAUUGAAGUCUGGCAGACCCGGAUGCGAGAGGUGCAAGGAGCUAUCAUUGUAGCUUCCUGCUUUCAAAUCUUUGUCGGAUUUUCUGGCCUGAUCGGAUUUCUGAUGAGGUUCAUCGGCCCCCUGACAAUUGCCCCCACCAUCACCUUGGUUGCGCUACCUCUCUUUGACUCAGCUGGGGAUGAUGCUGGGCAGCACUGGGGCAUAGCAUUCAUGACUAUUUCUUUCAUAGUUCUGUUCUCUCAGUACUUGAAAGAUGUCCCUGUACUGCUGCCGUCUUACCAGAGAGGCAAGAAGUGCCACCUGUCCCCAGUCUACCUCUUCCAGAUCUUCCCGGUGCUGCUGGGGCUCUCCCUGAGCUGGCUGCUCUGCUACGUACUGACGGUGACCGAUGUCCUCCCUGCGGACCCUACUGCAUACGGCCACCUGGCCCGGACAGACACUCGUGGGGAUGUUUUGUCCCAGGCCCCCUGGUUUCGGCUGCCUUACCCAGGCCAGUGGGGAGUGCCAACUGUCAGCCUGGCUGGGAUAUUCGGCAUCUUAGCUGGGGUGAUUUCCUCCAUGCUGGAGUCCGUGGGAGAUUACUAUGCCUGUGCCCGCCUGUCUGGAGCCCCCCCCCCUCCAAAGCAUGCCAUCAGCCGCGGGAUCGGGGUGGAAGGCAUCGGCUGCCUCCUGGCUGGGGCCUGGGGGACGGGGAAUGGCACCACAUCGUACAGUGAGAACGUGGGGGCUCUGGGCAUCACCAAGGUAGGGAGUCGAAUGGUGAUCAUUGCCGGUGCCUGUGCCAUGCUCCUGAGUGGCAUCUUCGGGAAAGUUGGGGCAAUGCUUGCCAGCAUACCCACCCCCGUGAUUGGGGGCAUGUUCCUUGUGAUGUUUGGAGUUAUCACGGCAGUGGGGAUUUCCAAUUUGCAGUACACAGAUAUGAACUCUUCCAGAAACAUCUUUAUCUUUGGAUUUUCUAUAUUUGCUGGCCUCACGGUUCCCAACUGGGCAAGCAAAAAUAGUACACUGCUGGAAACAGGAAUCAUCCAGCUGGACCAGGUGAUCCAGGUGCUUCUCACCACUGGCAUGUUUGUGGGCGGACUCUUGGGGUUUAUCCUUGACAACACCAUUCCAGGAACAUUGGAGGAGCGGGGGCUCCUGGCAUGGAAGCAUAGCCACAAGGGAGAGGCGGACAACUCCCAGCUCGUUUCCAAGGUCUAUGAUCUUCCGUUUGGCAUAGGCACCAAAUACUGUGCUGUCUCUUGGUUUCAGUAUCUCCCUGCUUGCCCCAAAAGACUACCUGGUGACAAGAGAAUGAAUGAACUGAAGGCUGCUAGACAGGAAAACAGUGUUAAAGCAAGCUCAGAAAGAGACUCUGAGGUAGAUGCUGAUACAAGGAUAUAAGCACCUGGCCUGCAGGUGAACUCAUUGCAGAAGAGGGUCUGAAAAGCGAGUUGGCAGUCCCCAUCGUUUGAACAUGAGCUGGAAGCUGUUAAAGGCUGGAGCAGGAGAAUGAUAAUGUCUUUCCCUUCCCAGUUCUGCCCCCUGCACCACUGGUAACCUUGAGGGAGAAAUUUUUCUCCUCUCUGCUCCUGCCUACCCACCUCUAGGAAGAGCAUAAUCCCUCUCUGGGGAACACCAAAUCCCAAUAAAUGCCUGGGAAAGAUGUUCAGUUUUCUUCUUUGCACUGACCCUUGGGGAACUCCAGCCUUUUAGCUGAAGCAAAGCUUUUCCUGUCCCUUGUCCUGGCUGCUCAAGUGGCCACCGGAGAAGGCACACCUGAUGUAGGCCCUGUACCACUCUCAGGCAUGCCUUGGGCUGAGGUUAAUCCCACCACCUUAAAGAUCUGUAAUGGCAACCCUCACCUCUCAGCUUGUGGUUCAGACCUCAUCCUGGCCAAGGGGAAGGAGCGGGCACCUCUAUGUCAUGAUUCAUCUCAUUCAUAUUCCAUAAUUUAGUCACAUGAAUGCUGUUGUAAGAGAGGUGCCUAAGGUUAGUAGGAUGGAUUGCCUUCUGAACAUGACUCUCCCACCUUAGGCUGCAGAGGGAAUCAGAGACCUUACUUAGGUUCAUUACCCAAUAGAAAAACCCAGUUUCACUGAAAUGAAUCCCACCUGGGAUGCUGGGAGCAGUCUCAGGGGAGCCAGCUUCCUCACGGCUCCAAGCCCUACAAAGAUGAAGGAAUUGUAUCAAAGAUGAAUCUGAUGCAUCCUUCCUACUGCUGCAUCCACUGUACCUGUUCGGUCUGGUGUGGUGAUUGUGUAGCAACCACCGCUCGUCUAGAAAACAGUUUGCAGAUUCUCGUUCCUGUCCACUACCAGCAGAAACAGUUUUAACCUAUAUGGCCAUAUAUAAUGUGAUUGCACUUGGUGCUCAUUGCCAGUGGUGUGUCAUAAUAAUUGUCGGUGUAGCAUAAGUUUGUGUCUCUCGCACUGAAAUUUAUACUUAAGAUUUUUUUUUUAAAUAAAUAAAUAAA
This is a messenger RNA of Athene cunicularia (burrowing owl), 3282 nucleotides long. RefSeq names its product solute carrier family 23 member 1-like. Gene Ontology annotation, cellular component: membrane. The transcript is spliced from 12 exons. The record is from RefSeq and is a predicted model, not a curated record. Gene Ontology annotation, molecular function: transmembrane transporter activity. NCBI's taxonomy places the organism in Eukaryota, Metazoa, Chordata, Aves, Strigiformes, Strigidae. The coding region runs from base 336 to 2210 and encodes 624 amino acids. Gene Ontology annotation, biological process: transmembrane transport.